AUGGCUGCUCAAGUCACGGCUGAGUCCUACUCAUUCGAAAGCAACCGAAGCCUCAACUCCAUCGUGAGGCAUAUCAAGAAAACAGGUGAAAUGCGACUCACAUUUCUCAAGCUCGACCAUGACACGCUACGUCUAGUUGUAUAUGCAAACUCUUCGUUCAAUAAUCGAGAGGAGAGUAGAUCUCAACUCGGUUUUAUCAUCGUACUCGCGGAUAAGUCAGAGAAGUGUGCAGUCCUGCACUACGCAUCAUACAAAUCGCGUCGUGUCGCACGCUCAAGCAUGGGAGGAGAGAAACUUGCAUUCGUAGACGCUUUCGACUGUUCUUUCUUAUUGAGACAUGAUAUUUCUCGCAUGUUGGGGCGUCACAUCCCCUUAAUUAUGCUCACGGAUAGCAAAAUCCUUUUUGAUGUGCUGACAAGGUCCAGGUACACCUCCGAAAGAAGACUCAUGGUGGACAUCUCCGCCUCCCGUCAAGCUUACCGUGAGGGAUCGAUAUCGGAUGUAGCUCUAAUACCAAGUGAAGACAAUGUCGCUGAUGCAUUUACCAAGGUCUGCAGCAACGGAGCGCUAAACCGGUUACUUCGCUCUGGAAAGCUACAACACCGCGUCACUCAAUGGGUCAUCCGCUCGAAGAGUCCUCUCGCGCCUUGCCGUCCUCUGACAUCAAAGACUGGGCAGUGA
This is a messenger RNA of Chondrus crispus (carragheen), 681 nucleotides long. RefSeq lists its product as hypothetical. The record is from RefSeq and is a predicted model, not a curated record. Bases 1 to 681 code for a protein of 226 amino acids. Lineage: Eukaryota; Rhodophyta; Florideophyceae; Gigartinales; Gigartinaceae. The transcript has a single exon.